AUGUGCUCCCUGUCACUGUUCCACUACUCCGAGUACCUGGUCACCGCCGUCAAUAACCCCAAAAGCCUGUCCCUGGACUCCUUUCUCCUGAACCACAGUCUGGAGUACACAGUCGCUGCUCUUUCUUCUUGGGUGGAGUUCACCCUUGAGAAUAUCUUCUGGCCAGAGCUGAAGCAGAUCACCUGGCUCAGUGCCGCCGGGCUGCUGAUGGUGGUCUUCGGAGAGUGUCUGAGGAAAGCGGCCAUGUUCACGGCGGGGUCCAACUUCAACCACGUGGUGCAGAACGAAAAGUCGGAAACCCACACCCUGGUGACCAGCGGGGUGUACGCUUGGUUCCGGCACCCUUCGUACGUCGGCUGGUUUUACUGGAGUAUCGGGACCCAGGUACAGUCGCAGGUGCGCCGUGGCCGCUGCCCUGCUUUUGCACAGCUCGGAGUGGACCUCUGUUGGGCGCAGCGAGAGCGCAGCCCGCGCGCCGGGCAGGCGCUGGGGCGGCCCGCUGGCGAGAAGGCCUUCCGCGAGGGGGACCCCGGCCCGGCGCCCUCGCCCGCCUGGCUUCGGAGGAGCCGCCCACCUUUCCGUGCCUAUGCGCCCCCAUCCGCAGAAUGGGGCAAUGCCACCUACCUCACGGGUGUCGCGAAGACGCAGGACAAUGUCGGACACUUUUGA
Messenger RNA from Condylura cristata (star-nosed mole), 669 nucleotides. RefSeq names its product isoprenylcysteine carboxyl methyltransferase (gene ICMT). Gene Ontology annotation, molecular function: protein C-terminal S-isoprenylcysteine carboxyl O-methyltransferase activity. The transcript has 3 exons. Lineage: Eukaryota; Metazoa; Chordata; Mammalia; Eulipotyphla; Talpidae. Gene Ontology annotation, cellular component: endoplasmic reticulum; membrane. Gene Ontology annotation, biological process: C-terminal protein methylation. Bases 1 to 669 code for a protein of 222 amino acids. The record is from RefSeq and is a predicted model, not a curated record.